AUGGCGACUUUUGCCGACUUGCCCGACUCGGUCCUGCUAGAGAUCUUCUCUUACCUCCCGGUCCGGGAUCGGAUCCGAAUCUCCAGGGUCUGUCACCACUGGAAGAAGCUGGUGGACGACCGGUGGCUGUGGCGACACGUCGACCUGACGCUCUACACGAUGCGGCCCAAAGUCAUGUGGCACCUUCUCCGCCGGUACAUGGCAUCCAGGCUCCAUUCCCUGCGGAUGGGCGGCUACCUGUUCUCAGGCUCCCAGGCUCCCCAGCUGUCCCCUGCCCUGAUGAGGGCCCUGGGUCAGAAGUGCCCCAACCUCCAGCGCCUCUGCCUGCACGUGGCCAACCUGAGCAUGGUGCCCAUCGCCAGCCUGCCCUGCACCCUGCGGACCCUGGAGCUGCACAGCUGUGAGAUCUCCAUGGCCUGGCUCCAUAAAGAGCAGGACCCCACGGUGCUGCCCCUGCUGGAGCGCAUCGUGCUGGACCGCGUCCCCGCCUUCCGCGACGAGCACCUGCAGGGCCUCACACGCUUCCGCGCCCUGCGCUCGCUGGUGCUGGGCGGCACUUACCGGGUGACCGAGACCGGGCUGGAUAUGGGCCUGCAGGAGCUGAACUAUCUGCAGAGGCUGGAGGUGCUGGGCUGUACCCUCUCGGCCGACAGCACCCUCCUGGCCAUCAGCCGCCACCUCCGAGACGUGCGUAAGAUCCGGCUGACCGUACGGGGCCUCUCGGCCCCUGGCCUAUCUGUCCUGGAGGGCAUGCCAGCCCUGGAGAGUCUGUGCCUGCUGGGGCCGCUUGUUACCCCGGAAAUGCCUUCCCCGCAGGAGAUCCUCGCCUCCUGCCUCACCAUGCCCAAGCUCAGGGUCCUUGAGCUGCAGGGACUGGGCUGGGAGGGUCAGGAGGCAGAAAGAAUCUUGUCUAAGGGGCUACCCCACUGUAUGGUCAUUGUCAGGGCCUUGCCCAAAGAGUCCAUGGACUGGUGGAUGUGA
Molecule: messenger RNA, 981 nt
Organism: Rangifer tarandus platyrhynchus (Svalbard reindeer)
Lineage: Eukaryota; Metazoa; Chordata; Mammalia; Artiodactyla; Cervidae
Source: the annotation of a GenBank genome assembly